GUUAAUGGCGCUGGAAAUGGCGCUGCGGGCUGCUCCGCUCUUCUCUCCGCGUCUGCUCGCCGCAGCCUCGUUGUUGCUCCUCGUCGGCGCGCACUCCGCGCUCUCGUGUCCCAGCCGCUGCCUGUGCUUCCGGACCACCGUGAGAUGUAUGCAUUUAAACUUGGAGACGGUUCCAUCAGUGUCUCCGCAGACCACCAUUCUAGACCUGAGGUUCAACAAAAUCAAGGAUUUACAGCCGGGAUCGUUCCGACGGUUGAAGAGCCUCAACACACUACUCCUCAAUAAUAAUCAAAUCCGACGAAUCCCGAGGGGGGCGUUUGAAGACUUGGAAAACCUCAAAUAUCUCUAUUUGUACAAGAAUGAAAUCCAAUCAAUUGACAGACAAGCGUUUAAGGGGCUUGUGUCUCUUGAGCAACUGUAUCUGCACUUCAACAACAUCGAUUCUUUGGAGCCAGAAUCGUUUACUCAUCUACCAAAGCUGGAGCGGCUGUUCCUGCACAACAACAGAAUCACCCAGCUGGUACCAGGAACCUUCUCUCAUCUGCAGGCCAUGAAAAGACUGCGGCUGGAUUCCAAUGCAUUAAACUGUGACUGCGAGUUGCUUUGGCUGGCUGACCUGCUGAAGCAGUACGCCGAGUCAGGGAAUGCUCAAGCUGCCGCCACCUGUGACUAUCCCAGCCGUCUGCAGGGACGAUCGGUGGCCACGCUCACCGCGGAGGAGCUCAACUGUGAGGUCCCCAGGAUCACCUCCGAGCCCCAGGACGUUGACGUCACUUCGGGGAACACGGUCUACUUUACAUGUAGGGCAGAAGGCAACCCAAAACCACAAAUCAUCUGGCUCAGGAACAACAAUGCUCUGAAUAUGCGCGAUGACAGUCGGCUGAACCUGCUCGAGGAUGGGACUCUGAUGAUCCAAGACACCAGGGAGACGGACCAAGGAGUCUACCAGUGCAUGGCCAAAAAUGUAGCCGGAGAGGUCAAGACCUCACAAGUCACGCUGAGAUACUUCGGAGCUCCCUCGAGGCCAAGUUUUGUGAUCCAGCCACAGAACACCGAAGUGCUGGCUGGCGAGAGUGUCACGCUGGAGUGCAGCGCGACCGGUCAACCUCAGCCCAGAGUCUCCUGGACCAGAGGAGACCGGACCCCGCUCCCCAACGACGCUCGCAUCAACAUCACCCCCUCGGGAGGGCUUUACAUUCAAAACGUGGUCCAGGCUGAUGGCGGGCAGUACACAUGCUUCGCGUCCAAUAACGUGGACACCAUCCAUGCGACCGCUUACAUCAUCGUGCAAGCUGUGCCCCACUUCACCGUCACACCUCAGGACCAGUCCGUCCUCGAGGGUCACACGGUGGACUUCGCCUGCGAGGCGACAGGGAAUCCUCAGCCGGUCAUCGCCUGGACCCGUGGAGGGAGCUCCUUACCUUUGGACCGGCGCCACGUGGUGCUGUCCUCCGGGACGCUUCGGAUCACUCGGGUGGCUGCUCAUGACGAGGGCCAGUACGAGUGUCAGGCAGUCAGCCCUGUGGGAACGGUGCGGAUCGCGGUGCAGCUCAGCAUCCAGCAGCGAGUAACGCCUGUUUUCACAAAUGCUCCAAGGGACAUGACGGUGGAGUCUGGCCAGGACGUCCAGAUUCCCUGCAGCGCUCAGGGUCAGCCACAGCCAGUCCUCACCUGGAACAAGGAUGGCGUGCAGGUGACGGAGAGUGGAAAGUUCCACAUCAGCGUGGAGGGCUACCUGGAGGUCAAGGACGUUGGCACCGCUGACGCUGGCCGCUACGAAUGUGUUGCCCGGAACCCUAUUGGUUAUCAGGUUGCUGGCAUGGUGCUGACCGUCAACGUUCCAGCUGUGAGCAGAGAGGGCGACACCUUCGUGAGGACGUCGAUCGAGCAGGCCAUCCGAAACGUGGACAGCGCAAUCGAGUCGACAAGGAGACGACUCUUUGAUGGUCAGCCUCGGACCCCAGGGGAGCUCCUUGCUCUUUUCCGCUACCCGCGAGACCCCUACACCGUGGAGCAAGCUCGAGCUGGGGAGAUCUUCGAGCAGACACUCCUUCUGAUCCAGAAUCACGUCAACCAAGGUCUCAUGGUUGACACCAAUGGAACCGCGUUCCGCUACAACGACCUUGUGUCCCCUCGCUUUUUGGACGUGAUAGCCAACCUAUCUGGCUGCACCGCCCACCGGCGCUUCAACAACUGCUCCGACAUUUGCUUCCACCAGAAGUACCGAACGCACGACGGCACCUGCAACAACCUUCAACACCCCAUGUGGGGCGCCUCGCUCACAGCCUUCGAGCGACUCCUGAAGUCCGUCUACGAUAACGGCUUUAACCUGCCGCGAGGCGCCAAUGAGCGCCAGCAUAACGGCUUCAGGCUGCCGCUGCCCAGGCUCGUGUCCACCAUAAUGAUCGGAACGGAGACCAUCACCCCCGACGACCAGUACACGCACAUGCUGAUGCAGUGGGGUCAGUUUCUUGACCACGAUCUGGACUCCACCGUGGCGGCGCUCAGCCAGUCGCGGUUCUCCGACGGCCAGCUGUGCGCCCAAGCUUGCACCAAUGACCCGCCCUGCUUCCCGAUCCAGUUCCCCCCCAACGAUCAGCGGCAGCUCCGCAGCGGCGCCCGCUGCAUGUUCUUCGUGCGCUCCAGCCCCGUGUGCGGCAGCGGGAUGACCUCGCUCCUCAUGAACAGCGUCUAUCCUCGGGAGCAGAUCAACCAGCUCACCUCGUACAUCGACGCCUCCAACGUAUACGGCAGUUCCCGGCACGAGUCCGAUGAAAUCCGGGAUCUGGCCAGUCAAAGGGGGCUGCUGCGGCAAGGCAUCAUCCAGAGGACGGGGAAACCCCUCCUGCCGUUCGCCACCGGGCCUCCCACCGAGUGCAUGAGGGACGAGAAUGAGAGUCCCAUUCCUUGCUUCCUAGCGGGAGACCACCGCGCCAACGAGCAGCUGGGUCUGACCGCUAUGCACACAGUGUGGUUUCGGGAACAUAACCGAGUCGCCACAGAGCUGCUGAGGCUGAACCCCCACUGGGACGGAGACACGAUUUACCAUGAAGCCAGGAAGAUUGUCGGGGCGCAGAUGCAGCACAUCACCUACAGUCACUGGCUGCCAAAAAUACUCGGCGAGCCUGGCGUAAAGAUGAUGGGCAAGUACGCGGGAUACGACCCGAAUGUGAACUCUGGAAUUUUCAACGCCUUCGCCACUGCUGCGUUUCGUUUCGGCCACACCCUCAUCAACCCCAUACUGUACCGGCUGGACGAGGAUUUCCAGCCGAUCCCUCAGGGACACAUUUCUCUUCACCGGGCUUUCUUCUCUCCCUUCCGCAUCGUGAACGAAGGCGGGAUCGACCCGCUGCUUCGCGGGCUCUUCGGCGUCGCCGGCAAAAUGCGUGUGUCCACUCAGCUUCUGAACACCGAGCUGACGGAGAGACUGUUCUCCAUGGCUCACGCAGUGGCGCUGGACCUCGCCGCCAUGAAUAUACAGCGGGGACGGGAUCAUGGCAUCCCCCCGUACAACGACUACAGGACCUUCUGUAACCUCACCUCAGCUCAGACCUUUGAUGACCUAAGGAACGAGAUCAAGAAUCCCAGCGUCCGAGAGAAGCUUCAGAGACUCUACGGAACCCCCCUGAACGUGGACCUCUUCCCCGCUCUCAUGGCCGAAGAUCUGGUUCCAGGAAGUAGACUGGGGCCGACGCUCAUGUGUCUGCUGGCAGCUCAGUUCAAACGUCUGCGAGACGGAGACAGGUUCUGGUAUGAGAACCCCGGCGUGUUCACCCCUGCGCAGCUGACCCAGCUCAAGCAGGCCUCUCUGACCCGAGUGCUGUGCGACAACGGAGACAACAUCACUCGCAUCCAGCACGACGUCUUCAGAGUGGCAGAGCUUCCGCACGGCUACGGCAGCUGUGACGACGUCCCCCAGAUCGACCUGCGCAUGUGGCAGGACUGCUGCGAGGACUGCAGAACCAAGGGCCAGUUCAACGCACUGUCCUAUCACUUCAGAGGGAGAAGGUCAACAGAGUACAGUUACAAAGACAGUCAGCCGGCUGUCAACACCAAGGACCUCAGCAGCAACACUGUGCUGGAGACCAGAGAACGUCUCAAUGUUACUGUGACAUCCAAAAAAAGCACUGAGAACAACGAGUUCCAGGACUUCGUCUUGGACAUGCAGAAGACAAUCACCAGUUUACGAAAGCAGAUUAAAAGACUUGAAGCCCGUCUGAGCAAGACCGACUGCACUGACAACGAGGGACGAGAGCGGACGGACGGGGAGCGCUGGAAGAACGACCCCUGCACCAUAUGUGAAUGCAAAGAUGCCCAAGUGACCUGCUUCGUGGAGUCCUGUCCAUCCACAGAUUGUAAACAGCCGGUCAAGCUAAAAGGCUCCUGCUGCCCCGUGUGUCUGGAACAGGCGAGUCACGAGAAGAAGAAGAAGCAGCAGCGACAAUCCAGCGUCCGCCACGGCUGAGCCUGUCGGACGCGCCGAUAAACUCGCACACAGACAUCCGGACGGGACGAGACUGUGCACGCUGGGCUGACCAUCAAUAGCCUCAUCAGACCCUAUAGCCUCAUCUUUAUUUUAUAUUCAUUUCCUAUGAUCAGGGGAGGUUUUUUUUUUAUGUUUUCAUUGCCUGAACCGGAGACGUAUAAAUCCGCUGGCUCCUUGCCAGCAAUCACUAAACGGAUUUAUUCCGACGGGCAGACGGAUAUGUGGAUCGUAAACAAGUUGGGCCAACUUCUUCUCCUUUCCCUGAAAGUGGAACAUCGAGAUCCUCUGCGCAGUGACGGAACCAGGGAGGGACGGAGUACCAGGAGGCGGCCGUUUUUGUUUUUUCUCACAGAUAUUUCUCAGGUUAGAGAUGCCGAAUACUGGUGCUAUUUUACCCGCUUUGUUUAUAAAUGAAUGAUUUAAUCACUAACAAAGAACCUUCAAAGUAUUGUCUUUUGUAUGGAAAGCAAACUAUAUAUAUAUAUAUAUAUAUGUGUGUGUGUGUGUUUCUUGCUCCUUCAGGACUGAGCAGUGAUUUUUAGUGAGGUUUCUCUUUCCAGACAGGAAUUGUAAAAAAAAAAAAAUGCCUGCAUUUGAACAUAAUGUGAAGCCCUUUGAAAAUGUUUGUCUCUAUCUACUGAGUUUUUUUUUUUUUUUUUUUAACCCAAACGUUUCCCUCUUGAGUGCAGUAGAAUCACUUUGAUUCGUACAGGUGGGUGUGUGCUGGCCCGGAUAUCUGCCACAGAACCGACCGCACAAACACACACUAGUAUUAGUCUUCGUCCCACCCAGUCCAUCCCGUUGAAGGACUUUCACGCCGAUGCUGGCGACCUUUUGCCUUUGUGUUAUUAACUCUGGUGCAGUAUUAACAUAGCAUGUCGACCCAGAUUGUGUUUCGCCUCCAAACUUUUCAUUGCAGCGUGACGUCAUUCAGCCGAGUGUGUGUGUGUGUGUAUGUGGAGGACGGGCCUCUCUCACCCUCUGACCCUCAUUCCACUCUAAUGGAAGCCAUAUGAGGGCGUACGUGAGGCUGGUGUGACCGAGGAUUUGUGCGGCCUAGAAGACACAUUAGGUUUCAAACGAAUGAUCACAUGGGUGAACCCGCCACACGUCCACAUCUGUGCAAAUGUGUGUAAAUACAGGUUGUACAGAUGUCCUCGUAAAUAUAGAGCUCAACGGCUUUUGUACUAUGCAAAUGUGUGUACUCGUGUACUGAGACGUCGAAAACCUCACAUGCUUGUUUGUACUCCGACAACCAUAUGGGUGCUAUUGUGUAGUAUUUGUGUCAUAUUGCCUUCUUCACUCACUUAGUGAACCCGGCUGACUGAAUCGAUGUGGGUUCUUUGGGAGCAGAUGAGUGGUGUUCUCAUCUUUUGUGUUGCCUGAAUCUGGGUCGUGACUGACCUUGUGUGUCUGGACUCUCCCGGGCUCUGUCAUCCGGGAGAGACUCGGAGAAGCCAGCGGAUCCAGACACACUGGCGGGAUGAGUAAUCUAAUGGGUUUGGAUAGGUUUGUAGCUUCCACUCACUCACAGCCUGGUGCUUGCUUCCCUCAACACUGCAACCCCGUAACAGAAACUUGUUUACUUUUGGCAAUAUUUCCUAUUUUAUUUUGCCUUGUAUUCUUCCUAUACUUUUUCCUCAGAAGUGAAAAGUGACCAUCGCUGCACGCUCACAUAUUUAACCAGCAAUUUCAUUGAGGACUGCAGAUGAAUAUACGAGUCAUGGUUUUUUUUUUUUUUAAACAGAAUAUAGUAUUUUUAUAUUAGUUAUUAUUCAGUAAGUAACAGCAUCAAUGCAUUUUGGCUCAUUGUCCCAAGUUUAGGCUGCCAAACCACUGUGAGAUUGUCUUUGUUACCAGAUGAGAUUAUUCCGCAUGUUGUCGUCAUUGUAUUAGUUUUGACAUGUCCCUCCUAAAAAUAGCGUGUCGGUGGAAUGCUCUGCUUUUGCAAGACUGAACGUGCUUCCACCGACGCCGAGGUCAAAGUGGAUAUACACCUGAACCUGUCAUGACGUUCGUAUUGUAUGUUUGCCAAAGAAUGGUUUGCACUGUAAUGUAUGCCU
Messenger RNA from Synchiropus splendidus (mandarinfish), 6549 nucleotides. Its product is annotated as peroxidasin homolog. The record is from RefSeq and is a predicted model, not a curated record. Bases 5 to 4465 code for a protein of 1486 amino acids. The transcript is spliced from 23 exons. Lineage: Eukaryota; Metazoa; Chordata; Actinopteri; Syngnathiformes; Callionymidae. Gene Ontology annotation, molecular function: protein binding; peroxidase activity; heme binding. Gene Ontology annotation, biological process: response to oxidative stress.